Messenger RNA from Alligator mississippiensis (American alligator), 2693 nucleotides. RefSeq names its product keratin, type II cytoskeletal 5. The record is from RefSeq and is a predicted model, not a curated record. The transcript is spliced from 9 exons. NCBI's taxonomy places the organism in Eukaryota, Metazoa, Chordata, Crocodylia, Alligatoridae. Gene Ontology annotation, cellular component: keratin filament. Gene Ontology annotation, molecular function: structural constituent of skin epidermis. Bases 101 to 1867 code for a protein of 588 amino acids. Gene Ontology annotation, biological process: intermediate filament organization; keratinization.
UGGAAAGCAGAGGUUCAUCUUUCUCCCCUGCUUCCUGUUCUGUGUUCCUCACCGGCAUCCUCUGUACCUCCUAUAACACCCUUCUUCCAGACCAGCUACCAUGUCUCGUCAAUCCUUUGUACAGAUCCAGAGUGGGAGAAAGGGCUUCAGCUCCAAUUCUGCUGUCAUCCCUAGUGCCUGCCGCACCAGCUUCAGCUCACGCUCUGUCUCCCGAUCAGGCGGUUGCGGUGCCAGUGGUGGCUUUAGAAGAGUUGGUGGUGGUGUCGGCGGUGCUGGCUUCGGCAGCAGAAGCCUUUACAAUCUAGGUGGCUGCAAGAGAAUCUCCAUUGCUGGAAGCGGUGGUGGCUUCUAUGGAGCUCCAGGGCCCUAUGGUUUUGGAGCUGGUGCCGGCAGUGGAUUUGGUUACGGUGGUGGAGUAGGUGGUGGUUUUGGUGGUGGAGUAGGUGGAGGCUUAGGGUUAGGUGGAGCUGGUUUCGGAGGUGGCAUGGGUGGUCCUGGCUUCCCUGUCUUCCCACCUGGAGGCAUCCAUGAAGUGACUGUCAACAAGACCCUUCUUCAGCCGCUCCAUCUGGACAUCGACCCCAGCAUCCAGAGGAUCCGCACGGAGGAGAAGGAGCAGAUCCAGACCCUCAACAACAAAUUUGCCUCCUUCAUUGACAAGGUCCGAUUCCUUGAGCAACAGAAUAAGGUGCUGGAAACCAAAUGGACCCUGCUGCAGGAACAGGGACAGAAAACAGUCAGGAACAACAUUGAGCCCCUCUUUGAAACCUACAUCAAUAACCUCAGGAUGCAGCUCAACGGCCUGGUGGGGGACAGGGGAAGGCUGGAAGGAGAGCUGAACAACACACAAAACCUGCUUGAGGAUUUCAAGAACAGGUAUGAAGAAGAAACCAACAGGCGCCAUGAUGCUGAGAAUGAUUUUGUGACACUCAAGAAGGACGUGGAUGGUGCUUUCAUGAACAAGGUGGAACUGCAGGCCAAGGUCGACUCGCUGAUCGAUGAGAUCAACUUCCUGAGAGCCAUAUAUGAGGCAGAACUGUCACAGAUGCAGACACAAAUCACCGACACCUCUGUCAUCCUGUCCAUGGACAACAACCGGAGCCUGGACAUGGACAGCAUCAUUGCUGAGGUCAAAGCUCAGUAUGAGGACAUCGCCAACAGGAGCCGAGUGGAGGCAGAGUCCUGGUACCAAGUCAAGUAUGAAGAGCUGCAGGCUACUGCUGGCAGACAUGGGGACGACCUAAGAAAUACCAAGCACGAGAUCUCAGAGAUCAACCGACACAUCCAGAGACUGCGGGCUGACAUUGAAAGUGUGAAAAGACAGUGUGCCAGCCUGCAAGCAGCCAUCGCGGAGGCCGAGGAACGUGGUGAGAUGGCCCUCAAGGAUGCCCGGGACAAGCUGGCUCAGCUGGAGGAUGCCCUGCAACAAGCCAAGGCUGACCUGGCCCGCCAGCUGCGGGAGUACCAGGAGCUCAUGAACGUCAAGCUGGCGCUGGACAUCGAGAUUGCCACCUACCGGAAGCUGCUGGAGGGCGAGGAGAGCAGGCUGGUUGGAGCUGAGCCAGUGAAUAUCUCUGUGGUCAGCUCAACCGUUGGAACCAGCUAUGGAGGUGGAAGUGGCCUUGGCCUCGGCGGUGGUAGUGGACUGGGUAUCGGAGGUGGUAGUGGUUUCGGCCUCGGUGGCGGAAGCGGCAUGUGCGUUGUAGGUGGAAGUGGCCUCAGCAUGGGAGGUGGGCUCGGCAUUGGAGGAAGUGGCUUCAGCUCUAGCAGUGGAAGAGGCUCCUGCGGAUUGAAUGUUGGAGGUGGAAGUGGCUCCAGCGUGAAAGUCAUCAAGACCACAUCAAGCAGGAGAAGCUACAAAUGCUAAAUGUCAAUCCUUGAUUCUCCAGUAAAUUGUUCCCACCGUUUCUGACAUUGGCACACCAUUGACCCACACGUAGAAUGACCAUAAUGCAGUUGGCCAACCUUUCUUGACCUGAGUGCUUAUAAAUACAAUGCAUAUUAAAUCAAGAGCCUUGUAUUAUAGUCUCAGCUUCAGAAAUGGGGGCCUAUGUCUUGAUUUUCCAUUGUGGCAUUACCCCUCUCCUGUUUUUCAUUCUCACUCAGUAGUCUCACUCACACACAAACCUACCCUGGUAGCCAACAGGAAGAGGAUCUCUCUCUAAAUGAGCUGCUUCUUCUAGUCACUGCUGUACACCUAGGUAAAUUUUCAAGAAAAUAAAAAAACCCCAGUGCCCCCUUGUCAUCUAAGAAGAACUUUCUGAAUAACAUUAGAACCGGAAGUCUGACCAUUCAUGGCUUGUCCCAAUCCACUGCACGUUUCCAAAAAGGUUCCUUGUGUCCAUUUUAGCGACACAUUUUUUAUUGUCCUUUCUCUAGAGUGGGACAAGUGGCUAUGCCAUCCAGGUUAUCUCAUUAUUCAGUAACAAAAAAAUGGUUGCUUGGUUAGAAACUGAUACCGUCAUGUGUCUUGGCUCAUUUCAGCUGUAUUGGGUUCUGCACGCAGCGGGGGUUAUCAUCUUCUUAAUUUACGUGUCAUGCCUGUCUCUUGUACUGCACGGACUUGUGAAUUGUAUUUGCAAUUGAAUUGCGAUUCAAAGCUCUUGGCUCCAUAUUGUAUAUAACAUACGUCACACUACUGUUUGCUUCCUUCACUUUCUGGUGUUUGUCUAAUAAAAUGCAUAUGUAAUUUA